CUUUUUCUUUCUUUUUUCCCCCCACUCGUCGCUCCUGCUUUUCCUCAGCUCUCUUUCCCGGGUUCGAUCCCCGCUUCCUUCUUAAGGGCGCGCUCUCCCUCUGAACCCCUCGCCGGGCGCAAGUGUCAGGAGGCGGCGGACGUGGAGAUUGCCUCGGGAGCAGGCGAUGCGCGCCGCUGCUCUGCGCGCUGCCCGGGGGAGGCUGCCCAGAUCCGGCGAGCCGGCCGGGGCUGAAUGGAAGGAAGGGGCGCCUCGAUUCCAUGGGGUCUGCUGCUCCCUUGAAAGGAGGUUGGGCCGGUGAAGUGGCCUCCCCAGUACCCACACACAAUGCUGAAUGGAUUUACCUAGUGGAUGCGCGUUGGAUGGCUGUCAUGUAGAAGUGAGGACCCUCCGGGAGGAGCUUUAAACAAUUUCCCCGCUCCCCACCCCCCGGCACGCACUCUCGCCCGAAACUCUUUGGGAGUAUCUCUCGAGAACCUGGAGCCCUGGAAAUCUGGGAGCAGCCGCCCGCUCCGCGCUUGCUGUUCCCCGGGGCUGCCUUUCCGGACAAGCCCCCAUCAGCUGCAUCCGCCUCGGCUAUGUUUCGGAUUCUUUGGGGUGCAAGGCACGGCGGACCCCAGGAUCCCAAGAAGACUGUCCGAAGGAGGGAGAGGAUGGGUGUCCUGGCGCGGUGAGCUGGUUGGCCCCGCAGCCCACCCUGAGCCGCCCGCUCCCCGGCGUCCUCUCCCCUUCCCGCGCCCCAAACUUUGCCUCCCGCGGCGGCGGCCCCCGGGGGGGCGCCCCGCCAUGUACCAGAGGAUGCUCCGGUGCACCGCCGAGCUGGGCUCGCCCGGGGGCGGCGGCGGGGGCGGCGGCGCAGGGGGGCGCCUGGCCCUGCUCUGGAUAGUCCCGCUCACCCUCAGCGGCCUCCUAGGAGUGGCGUGGGGGGCGUCCAGUUUGGGAGCGCACCACAUCCACCAUUUCCAUGGCAGCAGCAAGCAUCACUCAGUGCCUAUUGCAAUCUACAGGUCACCGGCAUCCUUGCGAGGCGGACACGCUGGGACAACGUAUAUCUUUAGCAAAGGUGGUGGACAAAUCACAUAUAAGUGGCCUCCUAAUGACCGGCCAAGUACACGAGCAGACAGACUGGCCAUAGGGUUUAGCACUGUUCAGAAAGAAGCUGUAUUGGUGCGAGUGGAUAGUUCUUCUGGCCUGGGUGACUACCUAGAGCUGCAUAUACACCAAGGAAAAAUUGGAGUUAAGUUUAAUGUUGGGACAGAUGACAUCGCCAUUGAAGAGUCCAAUGCAAUCAUUAACGAUGGGAAAUACCAUGUAGUCCGUUUCACGAGAAGUGGCGGCAAUGCCACGUUACAGGUGGACAGCUGGCCAGUGAUCGAGCGCUACCCUGCAGGAAACAAUGAUAACGAGCGCCUGGCGAUUGCUAGACAGCGAAUUCCAUAUCGACUUGGUCGAGUAGUUGAUGAAUGGCUACUCGACAAAGGGCGUCAGCUCACAAUCUUCAAUAGCCAAGCAACCAUAAUAAUUGGCGGGAAAGAGCAGGGCCAGCCCUUCCAGGGCCAGCUCUCUGGGCUUUACUACAAUGGCUUGAAAGUUCUGAAUAUGGCGGCUGAAAAUGAUGCCAACAUCGCCAUAGUGGGAAAUGUGAGACUGGUUGGUGAAGUGCCUUCCUCUAUGACAACCGAAUCGACAGCCACUGCCAUGCAGUCAGAGAUGUCCACAUCCAUCAUGGAGACCACCACAACCCUGGCUACUAGCACAGCCAGAAGAGGAAAGCCCCCUACGAAAGAACCCAUCAGCCAGACCACAGAUGACAUCCUUGUGGCCUCAGCUGAGUGUCCCAGUGAUGACGAGGACAUUGACCCCUGUGAGCCAAGCUCAGGUGGGUUAGCACAGCUGAAUGAUCCAGCUCUUCUAGCCAUUACUUAUAAACUGGUUUACUGUCUCUCCCUUUCUCUGGGGACACUCCCCCGACAACAGGAUGGCUGGCGACGGGAGGGGAAGAGAGAAAAGAAAUAG
Manis javanica (Malayan pangolin) is the source of this 2016-nucleotide messenger RNA. The record is from RefSeq and is a predicted model, not a curated record. Lineage: Eukaryota; Metazoa; Chordata; Mammalia; Pholidota; Manidae.